CUCCUUACCACAGACAGGGAGACAACAGAGCCAUUUUGACAGCUCUUGGAGUAAGAAGAAGCGGGCGAGCAUCACUAAAAACCGACCGGCCACGUAUAAAGCAAGGCAGGGCAGAGAGGGCGGGAGGGUCGCUGGGUGAAAGACACGGUCGUCCUCUGCUCUCCCAGUUUUCAUGGGGAGGAGAGGCUGUUAGCUGGGGGCAGUGCCAGACCCGGAGGAGACCAGAGGAGGUGGAAGGAUAUUAAAACCAAGAUAAGCACGACAAACACGGUCUCAGCACAGGAGGAAGACGUUUUUUUGACCCUGCGGAGACCUAAAGAAGGCACCCAGAGGUGCUAGGAAGACAGCACCAUGGCAGGGGCCUCUGUGAAGGUGGCGGUGCGUGUCCGCCCCUUCAAUUCAAGGGAGAUCGGAAAAGAGAGCAAGUGCAUCAUUCAGAUGACUGGAAACACCACCACCAUCAUCAACCCCAAGCAGGCCAAAGACAACAAGAGCUUCAACUUUGAUUACUCCUACUGGUCCCACACCACGCCCGAGGAUGCCAACUAUGCCUCUCAGAUGCUGGUGUAUAAGGACAUCGGUGAGGAGAUGCUGCUGCACGCCUUCGAGGGCUACAAUGUCUGCAUAUUUGCUUAUGGUCAGACAGGCGCUGGAAAGUCCUACACCAUGAUGGGGAAGCAGGAUGUCAAGGAUCAGCAAGGAAUCAUCCCCCUGCUCUGUGAAGAUCUUUUCACCAAGAUUAUUGACAACACAGACAACAGCAUGUCUUACUCUGUUGAGGUUAGCUACAUGGAAAUCUAUUGUGAGCGUGUGCGGGACUUGCUGAACCCUAAAAACAAAGGGAACCUGCGUGUUCGAGAACAUCCUCUGAUGGGACCUUACGUGGAGGAUCUGUCAAAGCUCGCUGUCACCUCCUACAACGACAUCCAGGACCUGAUGGACUCGGGCAACAAGGCCAGGACUGUGGCUGCUACCAACAUGAAUGAGACCAGCAGUCGCUCGCAUGCCGUCUUUAACAUCAUAUUCACUCAGAAACGCCUCGAUGCUGAGACUGAUAACACCACUGAGAAGGUCAGCAAGAUAAGUUUGGUGGAUUUGGCGGGCAGUGAGAGGGCAGAUUCGACUGGAGCAAAAGGCACCAGGCUUAAGGAAGGAGCGAAUAUCAACAAAUCUCUAACCACACUGGGGAAAGUCAUCUCUGCGUUGGCAGAAGUGGACUCUGGGUCGAAUAAGAAUAAAAAGAAGAAGAAAGUAGAAAACCAUAUCCCCUACAGAGAUUCAGUUUUGACCUGGCUCCUCAGAGAAAAUCUGGGGGGGAAUUCUCGCACUGCAAUGGUAGCUGCCCUGAGUCCAGCAGACAUCAACUACGACGAGACCCUCAGCACACUCAGGUAUGCAGACAGAGCCAAACAGAUCCGCUGUAACGCCGUGAUCAAUGAGGAUCCCAACAACCGAUUAGUGCGCGAGCUGAAGGAGGAGGUGUCACGUCUGAAAGAUCUCCUCUAUGCCCAGGGCCUGGGUGACAUCAUUGAGAAGUAUCGAGCGUCUGAUGCUGAGAUCGAGGGUUUGAAAUUGACCAACGCCAUGACGGGCAUGAGUCCCUCUCCGUCUCUCUCAGCCUUGUCCAGCCGAGCCGGAUCCAUCGCCAGUCUGCAUGACCGCAUCAUGUUCAGCCCAGGCAGCGAGGAGGCCAUCGAGAGGCUGAAGGAAACAGAGAAAAUCAUUGCUGAACUCAAUGAGACCUGGGAGGAGAAACUUCGUCGAACGGAGGCGAUUAGAAUGGAAAGAGAGGCCUUGCUUGCAGAAAUGGGUGUGGCAAUGCGAGAAGAUGGUGGGACACUUGGUGUUUUCUCUCCCAAGAAGACACCUCAUCUUGUGAACCUGAAUGAGGAUCCUCUGAUGUCUGAGUGCCUGCUCUACUACAUUAAAGACGGGAUUACCAGGGUGGGUCGUUUGGAUGCCAGCAGUCGUCAGGACAUCGUCCUCAGCGGCCACUUCAUCAAAGACGAGCACUGCACUUUCACUAGCGCUACAGGUCCUAUGGGAGAAACAGUCGUCCUCGAGCCCUGUGAAGGAGCAGAGACUUAUGUGAAUGGAAAGAGGGUGACAGAGCCCACCAUCCUCAAAUCAGGAAAUCGCAUCAUCCUGGGUAAGAGCCAUGUGUUCAGGUUUAACCACCCAGUGCAGGCGAGGGCGGAGAGGGAGAGGACCCCGUGUGCAGAAACUCCCUCUGAGCCCGUGGACUGGGCCUUCGCUCAGAGGGAGCUGCUGGACAAACAGGGCAUUGACAUGAAACAGGAAAUGGAGCAGAGGCUGCAGGAGCUGGAGGAGCAGUAUCGCAAAGAAAGAGAGGAGACCAACAACCUUCUGGAGCAGCAAAGACUGGAUUAUGAGAGCAAGCUGGAGGCUCUUCAGAAGCAAGUGGACCGUUACUACCCAGACGUCCCUGAAGAAGAGGAAGAGCCAGAAGAGGAAGUGCAAUGGACAGAGAAGGAGAGAGAGCUGGCUGUGUGGAGUUUCCGCAAGUGGCGGAGCUAUCAGUUCACCUCUCUGCGUGAUCUGUUGUGGGGAAACGCCAUAUUCCUCAAGGAGGCCAACGCCAUCAGCGUAGAACUAAAGAAAAAGGUCCAGUUCCAGUUCAUCCUGCUCACAGACACUCUGUACUCCCCCCUGCCUCCAGACCUGCUGCCUCCAGAGGCCACUAAAGACAGAGACGUACGACACUUCCCACGCACCAUUGUGGCUGUGGAGGUGCAGGAUCAGAAAAAUGGAGCCACCCACUACUGGACAUUAGAAAAACUGAGGCAGAGGCUCGAUCUCAUGAGAGACAUGUAUGAUCGUGCGGCUGAUGUGCCGCACAACACGACUGAAGACUCUGAAAAUGUGAUGACCGGAGGAGACCCCUUCUACGACCGCUUCCCCUGGUUCCGUCUGGUUGGCAGAAACCCUCUUUUCAACACAUGCAUGAGCGAGCGCAUGAGUGACCCCACCCCACCCUCGUCCCUCUCCAACUCUGAAAUAACUGAGCUGGCCGAAGCUCAGCGCGAGGGUCGAGGGGAGGCGGAGGAGUUGGAAGAGUUGGAGGACCUGGACGAUGAUAUCUUUUUGGAGGACCCGUGCUUGGAGCUCGGGGCAGAUGAUGAUGAGGAUGAUGUUGAUGAUGAUGAUGAUGAUGAGGGAGAGCUCUGCCGAGGCUCCAGCGAAGGCCAGGAUCCCUUUUACGACCGCACACCUAUAUUCAGUGUAGUGGGAAGGGCUUUUGUGUAUCUGAGCAACCUGCUGUACCCGGUUCCUCUGGUCCACCGCGUGGCCAUCGUCAGCGAGAAGGGAGAAGUGAAGGGCUUCCUCCGUGUGGCGGUGCAGGCCAUAUCAGCUGAUGAGGAAGCUCCUGACUACGGCUCGGGAGUGAGGCAGUCCGGUACUGCCAAAAUCUCUUUUGAGGAUCAUCAAUAUGAAAAGUUCCAGUCUGAGACCUGCUCUGUAGGUCUGUCGCGUACUGGGGUCUCCCAGGAGGAGCUUCGUAUUGUGGAAGGGGAGGGGCAGAACUCAGAAAUGGGUCCCUCAGCUGAUGAGGUUAACAACAACACAUCCGGUGCAGACGAGCCUGAGAAUCCGCUGAAGGCCGCUCUGGAUGGGGCAUCUGAAGCCGCUCUGGAGCAUCUGAAGAUUGGUAACGUUUUCACCUUCAGGGUGACCGUCCUGCAGGCCUCCAGCAUCUCUGCAGAAUAUGCCGACAUCUUCUGCCAGUUCAAUUUCAUCCACCGCCACGAUGAAGCCUUCUCCACUGAGCCACUCAAAAACACCGGCAGAGGCCCUCCGCUGGGCUUCUAUCAUGUGCAGAAUAUUGCUGUGGAAGUUACUAAAUCCUUUGUUGACUACAUCAAGACUCAACCCAUCGUGUUUGAGGUGUUCGGCCACUACCAGAAACAACCGUUUCUUCCUCUCUGUAAAGAUGUCAUCAGUCCACUCCGUCCCUGCAGAAGACAGUUCCCACGAGUGAUGCCCCUGUCCAAACCAGUACCUGCAACCAAGCUGACAGCUAUGACCCGCCCGCAGGCAGGACCCUGCCACUGUAAAUAUGAUCUCAUGGUGUUCUUUGAGAUCUGUGAGCUGGAGGCCAACGGAGACUACAUCCCUGCAGUGGUGGACCACAGAGGAGGAAUGCCUUGCCAUGGCACAUUCCUACUGCAUCAGGGCCUCCAGAGGAGAAUCACUGUCACCAUCGUACAUGAGUCAGGAGGUGACAUGGAGUGGAGGGACAUCCGUGAGCUUGUUGUGGGACGUCUCCGCAACACCCCCGAAGCAGAUGAGACGAUUAUUGACCCAAAUAUCCUCUCUCUCAACAUCUUGUCUGCUGGGUAUGUCAGGCCCAUGCAGGAUGACCGACAGUUUCUUGAUUCGGACAUGCCUAGCAUUUCCCUGGGACGUGACCAUAGGACUUUCUAUCGCUUCGAGGCUGCUUGGGAUAGCUCCAUGCACAACUCCCUGCUACUAAACCGAGUCACUCCUUAUGGGGAGAAGAUCUAUUUGACCCUCUCUGCCUACUUGGAGAUGGAGAACUGCACCCAGCCUGCAGUUAUAACCAAAGAUAUCUGCAUGGUGUUUUAUUCUCGAGACACAAAGCUCUCCGCCUCACGCUCCAUCAGAAACCUCUUUGGUACUGGAAGCCUUAGAGCAGCAGAUGGAAACCGUGUAACUGGAGUUUAUGAGGUCAGCCUAUGUAACCUGGCAGAUGCAGGAAGCCCAGGUAUGCAGAGGAGACGCAGGCGGGUGCUGGACACCUCAGUUGCCUACGUCCGUGGGGAGGAGAACCUGGCCGGGUGGAGGCCCCGCAGCGACAGCCUCAUUCUGGACCACCAGUGGGAGCUGGAGAAACUCAGCCUUCUUCAAGAUGUGGAGAAGACCAAACAUUAUCUCCUGCUGAGGGAAAAAUUGGAGUCAACACUGCUCAUGGGCCAGGAGGCCCUGCUGACCUGUGUCCCUGAGGAGCCGAGUGAGUCUCCUCAGCCCUCUGAGGUCGACCCAGAGGUCAGCUCCUGCAAUGAAAUCACCACUGAGAGGCAGAGAGAGCUCGCCGCCAAGUGUUUGCGGCUGCUCACUCACUCCUUCAACCGAGAAUACAGCCACGUUUGUGUCAGCGCCAGUGAAAGCAAGAUCUCAGAGAUGUCUGUCACAACGCUAAAAGACUCCACUUCAAUCUCUGCUCUGAACACGAUCAUACCCUCCACAACAUGCCCUUCACUGGUCGAUGGUUGCUCCAGCAAUACUGAACUCAGACCACCUGCGCCUCGCUCUCGUGCAGUCAGCCCCACUCCUGACAAACAACAGGACCAAGAGGCCAAGAAGUCCGUUAAUGGAGCCUCUGACACCAAGCCUCGCAUCCGCAGAUUUUUCCCAGAUAUUCAGGAGAUCAGAGUCAGCCCCAUUGUAUCAAAGAAGGGUUACAUACAUUUCUUGGAGCCCCACACAAACGGUUGGGUGAAGCGCUACGUAGUUGUGCGGCGGCCGUACGUCUACAUCUACAACACAGAGAGAGACACUGUGGAGCGUGCCAUCCUCAAUCUCUCCUCGGCCCAGGUGGAGUACAGUGAGGACCAGCAGGCAAUGCUGAAGACCCCGAACACAUUUGCCGUGUGUACAGAACAUCGUGGAAUCCUGCUUCAAGCCACAAAUGACAAAGAGAUGCACGACUGGCUGUACGCGUUUAAUCCUCUCCUCGCUGGAACGAUCAGGUCAAAGCUGUCGAGAAGACGAGCCGGACAGAUGAGGAUGUGAAACAAAGACUAACAUGUACAUAGAUCCUUGUCCUGAUCCCUCCCCUUGUGCUGAGCCCUAUCCCCCCUCAAACACACACAGUCACAAACAACCAUGUUCCUCCCGUACAUCCUCAAUUUAUCACUAGUGUCCUCAGCACCUAAAGCGACCAUUUCGUGUCAGGCCUUUGCUGCGGUGUGAGUCUCGUAGUCUGACGAACCUCUUCUGUCACUGUACUGUACCGGAGUUUAAUCUUAGCUGGGUGAACGAAGAAAAGGGAGAAAGUAGCAACAGUUUCUAAUCUCAGAUUACAAAGCGUAUGGUAAUGUACUGUAGUUGUUGUCAGUGACACAUCAAGCCUUAUACAUUUAUUCCUUAAAAAAAAUGCAGUGUCAUUUCUUUUUACCUAAAGCUGCCAUGUCAGUGAGGAUCAAACUGCUACAUUUACAUCAGUAAAUAGACAAACAUGCUGAUUCUUCUCUUCUCUACUCUACAGCUAUAUAUACUGUGUCGAAACUGGUUUGCAUACAGCUAAAAAAUACAUGCAAGUUGAUGAAAAAAAAUGACAGUUGAGUGUAACUCUUAAGAAUAAUCCUCUUUUCUUUGUGGUCCAUGAAUCCUGUCUUUGAGUUUUCUGCCUCUUAGAAACGUUAGCACACACAGCCUGGCAAAGGGAAUGGCAUUCUCAUCAUAGACUUCAUGUUCUCGUGGCAUUUUUGACCAUUUCAUAUAGUUUUACGCUACUUGUAGGAGCACCAAAGGUAUCUACUUUCACACACAAUAAGUAAUCAAAUAUCAUCACCCUAAUUCCUGUCAAUUUAAUCUCAAUCUCUACCUGAUUUUUCCUUUAAAAUGUGAUAUAUUUAGAUAUUUAACUGCUUUUAUUAUUUAUUUCUGCAUGUAUUUAUUUACAAAGACGUUUAUAUUUCUAAAAAAAAAAAAAAAGUAGUACCGUGCAAUUUCUGCACACUGCACUUUUUAAUGAGUUCCAUAAAUGUCUGAAUAACACAACCUAUAGUCCCCUUGUAGUCAAUCUAAUUAUCUAAAAUAUGUAAUGAUUUAUGAUUGGCUACUUUCUUUGUGCUGAAGAUUACUUGAAUAAAACUAUCCUCUUCAGACUAGGAUAGUGAUGCCUAACCAUUGCCCCCGUACAUUAUUAGGUAGAGAAAACUAAGGUGGUCUGCACAAAGUUACCUUGUUAAGGGAUCAAAAGUAUCAACUGUUUCAGAAGAAUAAACAGUUUUUCUGAAUGAUAUGUACAUUAAUUAAUGUAGUGCCUCUCUUUUCAGUCAUACUGUACAGUAUGCCGCUGCACCAGUUGCUUUGAAACAACAUCCUUCAUGCUGCUAUAAAACUGUUCUGGAAGUGUCUGCAGAUCAUUUCUCAUCAACUUCCUGCUUUUUUAUCAUCAUCAUCAACAUACUCAGACAAAAAGGUUCAAUUUAUUUCUAUUUGUAAUAUGGCACUCAGCUGUCAUAUUGUACUCCCAUAGCACAUAUACUCAAAAAACAUUAAGAAGCCGUACAUUAACAUAGUGCAGGACUGUCAGAAAGCAAUGAUUAAUGUCUGUAGAGUCAUGCUUUAAACUGAAAAGAGUAAACCGUGGCCAUUUCAAAGUUCAUGUUGAAAGGCUAUACACCUGUUCUUUAACAAAAAAAUCAAUUCAUUGAUCUAUUAUGAAAAUGGAAGCUGUUUAUUUAUGCAGCAUUUCAUUCAAUUUGACUCUGGGUCUGAAAAUGAGCCAGUACUUAUAAAGCUUGUGAGAUGUUGUGUUGUAGUUGUGAGUUUGAUGACGGGUGUGCCUCAGGUCAACCAGCCUAGAGAGCAUGCUCAAAGACAGUAGUGAUGUUUUUCUCUCAAACAGGUACAACAACAACAUCCCACAGUCUUACGCUGUCAUAGAAACACGAGAAAGAAAAAGGUUUUAUUGCAUUCAUUUUAUGUAAUGGCACAGUCAAAUUUAGGAGUAAACUUAAUGUUAUAGAUUUAUUAAUGCUGCAUAUAUCCUGAAAUUGGAAAGUAAAAACAAAACAUGCAGCCAAUUUGUGUACAACUGCCAGUAUUUACCCAUAACAAAUGUCCUUUAGUUUGUUGACCAGCAGGUUGAAUGAUCAAUAUAUUGAUCAAAGUGUGUCACUGGCUUUCCUGGCAGCGCUGCAGUUGUGUUUUAUCCAGCUAUAGCAUAAUAAUUGAAGGAAUACCCUGUUGUACUGUACAUGACACUGUCUAAGCACUCAUUUCUGUCUCAUUUCCUUUAUAAUGCAGUCGUAAAAAGUAAUAUUGGAUCUCUAUGUUGAGAUUAUUCCUCUUGUUUUCUUUGAGCCUUUAAAUGUGCAUCACAUUUGAGCCAACCAAAGUUUUGUUGGCACAGUCACAAAAAAAGUACACUGAAUGUAACAUUGAUAUUUGAAAAUACUUGUCCUGCUGGAGUGGUUGUGUUGACUUGUCUUCUGGUUUCACAGUCUGGUUCCUUCAUGAUUGUAGGUUAGUGACUAUCAGGGAACCAAAUGGAGUUUAUAAGAUAUAUCUGUAGUAAUCUGUCCACUGACAUGUAGGGGGAGGAUGGUUCAUUUGGGCCCUGCUAGGCAUUGCAUCUUGCACAGAGUGAUGCUGUCGGUUACAUUUCUCACAAACUUCACUUUCAUUUCAGUAUCUACCUUCACAGUCAUGCGCUGGAGCCUUCACAACAUAUACGUUUUCUAAUCCCUUUGAAGAAAUAUCAUUUACAUUUCUGUGCUUCCACAUGUAAUCUUUUUUUUGUUGUUGCACUAUCAAAUUGCACCGGUACUUUUUUUCUCUGGCUGAAAUUAUUUUGCAUUGUAUAUAAACAUGAUUGCUGUGAACAGUGUAUUAUAAAGUUGCACCCAUUUACAAAGUCUUAAAUGGGCAGUAGUUCAGUCGGUGUCUCUGAGUGUUGGAGUUUAGCGUCAAAUGUUUGUGUACACUAAACACAUUGUCAUAUAAGAAAUAAACCAUGAGAUUAUGCAACACAAA
Labrus bergylta (ballan wrasse) is the source of this 8748-nucleotide messenger RNA. Lineage: Eukaryota; Metazoa; Chordata; Actinopteri; Labriformes; Labridae. The record is from RefSeq and is a predicted model, not a curated record.